AUGGCGAGGAAAUUGGAAGCAAAAAGAAAACAUUUCUGUCGUGCCAUUCUGUCGGCGAUGCGGCUUCUCGUCUUCUGCACUUUCUUGCAAUUCAGUUCAGGUAUUCGAAAAAUAGGCAAUUUUCGAGGCUUGUUAUUACAAUUUUCUACUCUGGCAUGUUUUAAAAAAACAAAGAAACAACCGUUUAAAACUUCCAAAAGUUUAUAUUGCAAACUAAUAAAUUUUAUCGUUUCCGAAAAUUUCAAAACUUUCUCCACAAAGUUCAACUCUCGAUAAGUUUACAAAAAGUUUACCAGCGUUGAACAACUGCCCAACAAGUUCAAUUCGUGCGGUGAUAGAACGAGCUGCUGAGACUACAGUCGAUCCUGUCAUCCAGAUUCAGGUAUCCUUUCUUUUUGAAAGAACUUCCGGGAGUUUCCUGAAAACAUUUCUGAACAGAUGGUGCGCCGAAUCCUCGAAGACGUCUACGGCGGUACGUGGGGAGUGCUAGUCAUUCGGAAUCCAGCCCUCGUUUCGAAAGGUCUGUCUUCUUCUCCUCGGGAGAAACGGGAGUUCAGAGGUCCAUUGGACGUUUCCCGACCACUCGAACGAAGACGGAUCGCCAGCCUUCUGUCUGACAGUCAUCAAUGGAAUUCAGUACAACGUCUUCAAGACAGGAGCCGUUGAUUCGACGAACAGAGUCACCGUGGAGGACCUUAUUCAGAAGUUUGUUUCUCAACUGUGUCUGAGAAAGAGACAGAAACCUAGGCUCAGUGUGCACAAAGCACGGCACUCGGACGAGAAACCUCUGCCUCGAAGAUUCACUGUGAGAGAGCUCGACCGAGUUCUCGCAAGUGCCAUUCAAGGCGACGGCGUCGUUUUCAGAAGUCGAGUCAACCGUUCCCCGCGGCUUGUUUAUUAG
Messenger RNA from Caenorhabditis auriculariae, 901 nucleotides. The record is from the annotation of a GenBank genome assembly. Lineage: Eukaryota; Metazoa; Nematoda; Chromadorea; Rhabditida; Rhabditidae.